Molecule: messenger RNA, 1785 nt
Organism: Manihot esculenta (cassava)
Lineage: Eukaryota; Viridiplantae; Streptophyta; Magnoliopsida; Malpighiales; Euphorbiaceae
Product: probable magnesium transporter NIPA6
Exons: 9
Coding region: 132-1175 (347 amino acids)
Biological process (GO): magnesium ion transport
Cellular component (GO): membrane
Molecular function (GO): magnesium ion transmembrane transporter activity
Source: RefSeq, a predicted model, not a curated record
CUGCAAGAAGUGGACGGAGAAUAUUCACGGUUGAUGACGAAUAUAACAACCAAAAAGAGCUGAUGAUUGGCUGAUUUCGAUGAAGAGAAGAAAGAAGAUCAAGACACGCACAGAAAGAUAAGAGAUUCAACAUGGGUUUCUCCAAAGACAAUCUAAAAGGCUUUAUCUUGGCUUUGUCAUCGAGUGCGUUUAUAGGGGCAAGCUUCAUCAUCAAGAAGAAAGGCCUCAGAAGAGCUGCUAUAACUUCUGGUGUUAGAGCUGGUGUUGGUGGAUUCUCAUAUCUCUUGGAGCCCCUCUGGUGGUUGGGCAUGUUGACGAUGAUUGUUGGGGAGGUUGCAAACUUUGUUGCUUAUGCAUUUGCGCCAGCAGUGCUUGUCACCCCACUUGGUGCAUUAAGUAUCAUUGUCAGUGCUGUGUUGGCGCACUUUAUAUUGAAUGAGAAGUUACACAAGCUAGGGAUCCUGGGUUGUGUAAUGUGCAUUGCUGGUUCUAUUAUAAUUGUGAUUCAUGCACCACAGGAGCACCCUAUAACUUCUGUUCAGGAAAUAUGGACUAUGGCAACUCAAUCAGCUUUUUUGCUUUAUGUGGCCUCAGUGAUUGUGCUUGUUUUUGUUCUGGUCUUCCAUUUUUCACCUCAGUGUGGGCAUUCAAACAUCUUAGUUUUCACUGGCAUUUGUUCGUUGAUGGGUUCUCUUUCGGUGAUGAGUGUUAAAGCCGUUGGAACAGCACUAAAAUUGACAUUUGAAGGAAACAACCAAUUACUCUAUCCGGAGACAUGGUUUUUUAUGUUUGUUGUUGCUACAUGUGUCAUCACUCAAAUGAAUUAUCUCAACAAGGCACUUGAUACAUUCAACACUGCUGUUGUUUCACCCGUUUAUUAUGUCAUGUUCACCUCAUUUACAAUACUUGCCAGUGUCAUCAUGUUCAAGGAUUGGGAUGAUCAAAGCAUGGGAAGCAUUAUUUCUGAAAUUUGUGGCUUUAUCGUUGUGCUUUCUGGCACUGUCCUAUUACAAACAACCAGAGAAUUUGAAAGAAGUUCAUCUUUUAGAGGUGGCUAUGCACCUUUAUCCCCCACAUUAUCCACUGGAUUAUGCAGUGGGAAUGGGGAAUUUAUGAGGCAUGAUGAAGAGGAAGAUGUGCCCCCAACGGAUGAGUUCUGCUUACAAAGACAAUAAAUGACCAUCUUAGAAGGGACCCUUCUGCUUCACUUGGUCAUGCUAUACAGAAUCCAAGUUUUCCAAUGAUAUCCCCUCAGAUGAUAUUGCUACAGCACCUAUUACGGAUCCAUUAAAAAAGUUCCACGAAUAGGAAAUCUACAUUGGGGCUGAUUGUUUAGUGGCUCUCUUUUCCAGGCAUCCUUGAAUAUAUGUUUUUAAGAACUUUUGUCCAGAGGGGUGGAAUGUUUUUACUGGUUCUUACUGUUUUGGGGUAUGUGUUUAUUUGGUGUUUGUGAAGAUUGUUGGGGGAAAGGAAUUAGUGUGUUCAAACUUGCUGAAGUGUGAGACAGAAGAUCCAGGAACCGGAAUCUUCAUGAAGAAAGCUGCAAUCUUUUGAAAAGUUAUGAAGCUGUGAGAUUGAUGUGUGUUUACAGUGAAAGGCAUAGACUCUGCAAGGUAGUAUUUGUUACCAAUUCGCUGAUAGGCGUGUAAGAUUUGAUUGUUCAUUGUUUAUAAGGUAAAAGGUAGGAAGAGUUGAUAUAUAUAAUGUAUUCUUUGAUCAGGUUGAAGAGCAGUAUUUCAAAAUUUGACAUUCAUAGCAUCAAUUCUUGAGAUUUUGAUUUCCUUU